CUUUUUUCCUUUUUCUUUAUGGCCAUAUUUCUUUGGUCUUUUUAUUUUAUUUUUCUUAUUCUCCAAAAAAAGAAAAGUAAAAUUAGCACAUUGGUCGGUGACCGCGCUCCCGCUCUUUCGCGCAACCGCCUCCGCCGAUGGCGACGGUUCAAUCCGAUAUUCGCUGUGUUUAUCACAUCGCCUCCUCCACUUUCCGCUCCCUCUCCCCUAAUCUCAUGUCCCGGCGAACCGCCACCUUUUCAGGUAAACUUCUCUUUCCCUCCUUCAAGUUGAGAGCAUUCUCCACCGGUGAUGCUGUCAGAAUUCCUGAGAAACCGUCGAUUUGUACGGCCGACGAACUUCAUUAUGUUUCUGUACCGAAUUCUGACUGGCGGCUUGCACUCUGGCGCUACCAUCCCUCCCCUCAGGCGCCUCCGAGGAAUCAUCCGCUGUUGUUAUUAUCCGGAGUCGGGACUAAUGCCAUUGGUUAUGAUCUCGCCCCUGGGUGUUCUUUUGCGCGGUAUAUGUCUGGCCAGGGGUUUGAUACAUGGAUUCUUGAAGUUCGAGGUGCAGGAUUGAGCUUGGAGGAACCAAAUUUGAAAGUAAUUGAACAUUCAGCUAAAGUUAAAUCUGACAAAAUGGAAGCAGCCUCUGAGAGCAAAAUUAAUGGAACCUUACAUGUGGCAGAAGAGUCAACAAAAAUUUUAAAUGACCUUGCAAAAUCAGAUAGUUGCAUCAAUGGGAAAGAAUCCGAUUUUUCUAUGGUUGAAGAAGAAAAUUUCAUAGGAAUAACAACAAUUUGGGAUGAGUCAAGUUUGGUUUCAGAGUUAACAGAAACUUUUAUGCGUCUGUCAGAACGGCUAUCUGGCUUUCUAAGUGAAGGUCAAUCAAGACUUAUGUCUGCUAAACUAUUUGAUCAAAUUUCAAAACUCUUAGUUGAUUCCCAAUUAUCUGAACGUUUUAAUGAGGUGAGGGGAAGGCUUUCAAAUUUGUUGGAAACAGGACAGACCUCAGUCAUUGCUGGCCAGAUCAGGGAUUUGAGUCAAAGGCUUGUAGAAAUUAUUGAAGACGGUCAACGAUCCGUUUCACCUCCAUUGUUCAAUUUGCAAGAUCGGUUUUCUUCAACAAUUGAUGAUUUUCAGAAACAACUGGAUUUAAUAGUGAAGUAUGACUGGGACUUUGAUCAUUACCUGCUAGAGGACGUACCUGCUGCGAUUGAUUAUAUCAGGGCUAUAAGCAAGCCAAAAGAUGGUAAAUUGCUUGCUAUUGGGCACUCAAUGGGUGGUAUCUUGCUUUAUGCAGAACUUUCUCGUUGUGGUUUUGAAGGACGAGACCCCAGAUUUGCUGCUAUUGUUACUUUGGCGUCCUCCCUGGACUAUACUUCUUCAAAAUCAGCGCUGAAAUUGCUUUUGCCCCUUGCAGAUCCUGCACAGGCUCUUAAUGUUCCAGUUGUUCCAUUAGGAGCUCUGCUAUCAGCUUCAUAUCCUCUAUCAUCUCGCCCUCCUUAUGUCUUUUCUUGGCUAAAUAAUCUUAUUUCGGCAGAAGAUAUGAUGCAGCCUGAAAUGUUAAAAAAACUCGUCUUGAACAACUUCUGCACCAUUCCAGCUAAACUCAUCUUACAACUUACUACUGCUUUUCGAGAGGGUGGUUUACGAGACAGAAGCAAUACCUUUUUAUACAAGGACCAUAUUCAUAAAUGCCACGUCCCAGUCUUAGCCCUGGCUGGAGACCAGGAUCUAAUCUGUCCACCUGUAGCUGUAGAAGAAACUGCAAAGCUUAUUCCCGAGCACCUCGUUACCUAUAAAUGUUUUGGAGAACCAGGAGGUCCACAUUAUGCACAUUAUGAUUUAGUUGGAGGACGGCUGGCUGCUGAACAGGUGUACCCAUGUAUCAUCGAAUUUAUUAGCCAGCAUGAUGCAAUUUGAUUAUCCACCCAUCAAUCAAAUUUUCUUUUUGCUUCAAUUUUUUCAAACGUAACACACCCUUAUCCUGGUUUUGACUUUCAUGGCUGGAGAUAAAAAAUUCCCUUGCAGAACGAAUAUUGUAGAUUAUGUGCAGAUAGGGUUUUGAAGAUUUUGAGACUCCUUUUUCAUACAAGUUUCAUUAACCGAUGCUGAAUCCAUGUCGUCUUAGUCGGCUCUAAACGAAAAUGAUUACGGGAAAAGGUCAAGAUAAUCAAGGUACCAGUUCUGGAUCAUACAAAAUUAUGUGUAGAAUAGAGCUUGAAAUAUUCAUUGUAAUAUAUUAUAUAUGGAUAUGUUCUGUACUUUAUGUAUUAUAUCAUUUAUUGCUUAAAGAAACUUGUACUUCUCUGUUCGGUCUUUUCA
Benincasa hispida (wax gourd) is the source of this 2306-nucleotide messenger RNA. RefSeq names its product alpha/beta hydrolase family protein. Lineage: Eukaryota; Viridiplantae; Streptophyta; Magnoliopsida; Cucurbitales; Cucurbitaceae. The record is from RefSeq and is a predicted model, not a curated record.